AUGAGACUCACUGGAAGGUCCCAAUCAUCUACAUCCCCGUACUCUCGCCUUUCAGGAUCGGAUACUGUAUCUAAGAUAUACUGCGACGAUCAAUUCGAUCAAGAGCAGGACUGUGCCACCAAGUGCCCACCACCUCGAACUCGGAACUUGACAGACGCAUUCUUCCAAGGGAGCGCACCCCUGUUCAGCGACGCUUUCUUGCAGUCCCCGCUAGAUAUAGGUUCCUUUAGUACGUCUGGCUUAGUUUCAGUAGACGGGUACCAGGAUAGUGACCCCUUGAACGAAGACUCAAGCUGGUGCUCACCCCUGCCGCCCACCACCAUGUCUGUACCUACUCUACAUUCGAGCUCUCAGGUGUCCUUUAGCGCUUCACCCAGUAUUGAGUCUGGUAACAUGACGAGCAACAGGUCCAGGCAAGUGGUGUCAAAGAGGUCUCAAGGGUCGUCAUCACGACGCCCAACCCCUGAAGAUUUUAGAUCGAUGGUCCUUUGCCCUCAUGAACACGAAGCACAGAUCCACGACUAUGUUGGGACUGAUUCAAAGUACACUCUCGCCAAGAAUUACGCAGGAAUAAUGGUUCGAUCAAGUGUCAAAUCGCAUGACAUGCGAGCCAAAAUGCAUGAAGUCUCUCAGGCACUUGACUCAAUCAACCUCUUCCUAAGAUUCCUACUAGAUUAUGAGGGGCUGAGAUCCGAACAAAAGGGGUGUGUGAGCUUGAGAAUCUGCUUCGGCGCCUUGACUGCUUUGUUGGGGGAUUUCAGCCAGGGAAACUGUGUAGAACUGUCUGCGAGCGACCCCAACGCCCCAGUCGUUUCGAGAGAGUACCUAUCACAGUUUAGGGACUAUAGCCCGGAACUCGGUGAAAUAUUACGAAGACUUUCUGAAAGGCUUGAAAAGAGCAUAAACUUGUAUCGUCAUCGACGUUCACCUUCAUGUUCUCUCGUGACAAAAUUCCAAGAAAUGUGGGAGACUCUGGAGGUUUGGAACAAGUAUCUUAUGGACGAUACUUUCGCGACCCCUUCUCGGAUCGCUUCCGAUUGGCUUCGAAAUCACCCAAACCAAGUCGACAACAGACGCCGCAAUCAAGCAUAUAACGAGCAGACCUCUCCGAACCUCUCGGACAAUAGCCGCCCAUCUCCGACAAACUAUGACCUAAACUACCUAUCUCCUAUGAGUGCAUACGCUGAAGUCAUCCACUCACCUCGGGGCAAUGGACGCUCGGCCAGGACAGAUGGUUCGUUUUCCUACGAGCCCGAAAGCCUAUUCAAGGCCAGCACAUCGGCGACUGCAGAUGGCGUUACCUAUUUUAGUUCUGCUAAUAUGUCUUCCGGAUCUAUGCCAUUCGAUGCUUCUGGAAACCUAUAUCGUACUCCAAGCGCUCUAGGACAAACCCUAAACUUCACUCCUAUUACGGGCGACUUUAUGGCUUAUGCUCACCAGAGCCACUCACAUAAUGCAAGACAGUACCCGGGCACAGGUUCAGGUUACUAA
Rhizoctonia solani is the source of this 1491-nucleotide messenger RNA. RefSeq names its product RNA recognition motif domain-containing protein. NCBI's taxonomy places the organism in Eukaryota, Fungi, Basidiomycota, Agaricomycetes, Cantharellales, Ceratobasidiaceae. The record is from RefSeq and is a predicted model, not a curated record. The coding region runs from base 1 to 1491 and encodes 496 amino acids. The transcript is spliced from 6 exons.